UGAGCCCUCGACAAAAUGGCUGCAGAAUUGUAAAAAGUGUGCUGUUUUAGUCCCAUUUAAAGGACGCUAAACAAUCUAUGAAGCAUGGCACUUCUCAAGAUCAAGUUUCCUUUCCAGAAGAGAGUACGUCUGGCCCAGGGUCUGUGGCUGCUGUCAUGGGUUGCUAUGGUCUCUGCAACCACCACGUUUGCCCUGGGAGUGUUCCUCAAGACCGAGCUUUUACGCAGGGCUGAGGUAAUGCAUAACAGUGACAUCCAUAUUGUGCCCAACCUGCUCAUAGUGGUGGGUCUGACAUCUGUGGGCAUCAACAUCUGUGCUGGUAAAGUGUGUCAGGACUCAUUGGAUGCCUCACGGUUUCCACGCUGGAAAAACUUCCUUACACCCUUCUUCUGCAUCUCUCUUUUCUUUACCUCUCUACUGCUGGUGGCUAUGAUAUUGAGCUAUGCCCUGCAGCCAAGCCUGGAGGAGUCUCUGAAAGUAGGCUUGAAGAAUGGCAUUCGGUUCUAUAAGGACACAGACACACCAGGCCGUUGCUUCCAGAAGGAGACCAUUGACCAUCUGCAAAUAGAGUUCCAGUGCUGUGGCAACACCAACUAUAGGGACUGGUUCGAAGUGCAGUGGGUCAACAACCGCUACCUGGACUUCACCUCAAAGGAAGUAAAAGACCGUGUAAAGAGUAAUGUGGAUGGCCGUUUCCUACUGGACGGAGUCCCUUUCAGCUGCUGCAACCCAGCUUCUCCCAGACCCUGCAUCCAGUAUCACCUCUUAGACAACACAGCCCAUUACAACUACGAGUACCAAAGCGAGGAACUGAAUCUGUAUAGCCAUGGCUGUCGUCAGGCUCUGGUUAACUAUUACAUGGGUCUGAUGAACACGAUUGGACCUGCAGUACUGUCUGUAUUUCUAAUUCAGAUGACGGUGCUGAUUGGCCUACGCUACCUGCAGACCUCCAUGGAAGCCGUUGAAGGCCAGGAGAAUGUGGAGAUCGAGACAGAAGGCUACAUCCUGGAGAAAGGUGUGAAGGAGACAGCCAUAGAGUUGAAAGAGAAGGUGACAAAGUUGUUUCAGCAGGCUCAGGUGGAGGCCGCUCCUCCAGUGGGAAACCCAGAAGCAGCAGCGUCAGCAGAGAAAGCAGACACUGCCUCCAGCUAAAUUAAAUGACCUGUGGGUUUAUCAGUGGAAAGAAUUUCUGACUUCACUUUGAUAUGAAUACAUAAUCCAGAGAAAAAGAAAAAAAACAACCUUUCUCUACACUAUAUCUUUAUUAUUAAUUUACUAUAACAGUAUUGAAAUUAUAUGAUCAAUUUAGCCCUUCAGUAACUUUAAACCCUGACAAUAUUUUUUCGGUUUCUUACUAUAUAUAUAUAUAUGACUGUGGAACAUAAAGGAAACCACACUGCAUGUUGUUUGUAGGUCAUUGUUUUUGCUUUAUGCAGGCUGUAAAAAUAUCAUUAUAGAGCAUAUGCAGAGGA
Molecule: messenger RNA, 1472 nt
Organism: Clarias gariepinus (North African catfish)
Lineage: Eukaryota; Metazoa; Chordata; Actinopteri; Siluriformes; Clariidae
Gene: rom1b
Product: retinal outer segment membrane protein 1b
Exons: 6
Coding region: 85-1152 (355 amino acids)
Biological process (GO): visual perception
Cellular component (GO): membrane
Source: RefSeq, a predicted model, not a curated record